Messenger RNA from Nezara viridula (southern green stink bug), 2377 nucleotides. The record is from the annotation of a GenBank genome assembly. Lineage: Eukaryota; Metazoa; Arthropoda; Insecta; Hemiptera; Pentatomidae.
AUGCGUUCAGCAUUCUGUUCACCUCUUUCACACUCCCAGAGAGGACUACAGCCAAUACAGCAGCACUGUUUGAACAGGAUUUUUGUUAGUGGCAGAAUGGUUUCAAUGGAAGCUCUGAAAAAUUUAAACACAGCAGUGCAUGUCACCAUAACAGUUGGUCAGUUUUCAUCAUCUGUGUCUUGUGUCUUCCCACUAAAGUACAAUGAUGUCCUUGAUGAAGGCUCACCAAUAUUGGAAAAGGAGAAGACGCGCAUUCAGAUAAUAUAUUUUCCUUCUUCUAGGCUAGAAACGGUAUUCAGCUUCAUAAAACAAUCCGUGGCAAAACACGUUUCUAUUAAAAUAAUAUUAAAUGAGAUUGAACAUAAAAGAAAUAUAUUUUUAAAAAAUGAAGAUUUAAAUGUUAUAACUGAUCAUAUUCAAAUCAAAACGGCUGUUGAAGCAUGUAAUUUCUGUCUUUUAAAUGUGAGAGAUGAAGCUUACAUUUUAAACAUUGAUUCGGCAAUCGAAUAUUUGUCACCUACUUACAAUUUCUACCCUCAUAUACUCGUUAUAUUCAACAAUAAAAUUAUGUUUAUUAAGGUUAAUUCUACAGAAUCAUACGAAUGCAUUGGCGAGUCUGAUAUUAUCGAUAUUUCUAAGGAAGGGAACUCAUCACUUCAGUUAAAUUGUAUAAAAGAAACUAUUGGAUCGGCCAAAUUAUUCCUUUCAAAAUACAAUGAUUACGAUGUAUUUCAGGAAGAAUUUCAGAAUACUUCAAUGAAUGAUGAAAAAAGUAAAUUGUCUGCUGAUUUCAAACCAUUUAAGAUAUUUUGUGAUAAUAUGGGACACUUGUGCACGUUGCAUGCUAAACGUCAUAAAAUCAAUCAAGUAAUAUUUGGAGAAAGCUUAAGUGACGAUAUUAUUAUUAAACAACUUAUCUCAAAAUCUGUCAGUAUUCAUAGUGAUAAUAGUGUCAAAAUAAUAUUUCUUCGUCAUGAAAGAUAUCUUGAGGGCAUUGGCAGUUUACUUUAUGAUACAUCGAUUGGAAUAUCUCAAACAUCUUGGGCAGAAAAUUAUUGUGAAAGCUCAGCGUUACAAACUGAGAUGUUUGUUUUUCAAGAGAUUGACACUUUUCAAUUAACAUUAGACUCGUUAGAUAAUUUAGUUACUUUUUGCCCAGUCUUGUCGAAUACAGUAGAGUAUUUCCCAGAUACUCAAAAUCUUAGUGAAAAUUCUUCAGCCAGGGAAUACUGGCUUAGUUGUAUAUCAGAUGCAUUUAACGCGGGUACUACCAGAACGAUUGGCAUUGCAAAAAAAGAAUCAACAAAAAAUUUAGAGAUGUAUAGAGACAGAGUUGUGAAAAGGCUAGAGUACUUAAGGAAAAAUCAUGAUGCGUACGGUUAUCUUGCUAUGAGACUUUUACAAGAUACAUUAGAACAUAUAAAAAAGGAAAUGGGGUUACUUACAAUGUAUGAAAAGAGAAAACAACACGAGAAUGCAACAGCCAUUAAGGAACUUGUUGAUCGGUUGAACUGCUUAGAUUCGUUGGAUUAUGUUGAACAACAAACGGAAUUAGUUAAAUAUUUGCUAGCCGGUAAUAUGUUCGACUGGGGAGCUACAGAAGUAGCUAAAUUGAUGAUAGCUGGGAAAUUAAACUUCCAACAAGCCAUAGAUAAGCUUCCAGAAAGGCCAUGGCUUGUAGAUAAUCUAGAUAAUUGGACAAACAGAUUGAAGGAAUACAAUUAUAAAAAAGUAAUGAUAUUCGCUGAUAACAGCGGUUAUGAUUUGAUACUAGGCGUUUUACCAUUUGCAAGAGAACUCGUUAGACGAGGAGCAGAGGUUGUGAUUUGCGCUAAUUGUGAACCAGUUCUAAAUGAUAUCACAUUUUAUGAGUUGAAGGAUGUUUUUGAAGAAAUUAAGAACCAUUGUCCGAUUUUGAGGAAAGCCAUUGAAGAAGGGACAUUGAGUAUGAUGAAGUUGGCAAAAAGUACUUGCUGUUUAGAUCUAUGCUUCAUCAAUAUUGAAGUUGUUGAAAAGAUGAAAGAUAUGGACUUGCUCAUCAUAGAAGGUAUGGGCAGGGCUGUACAUACAAACCUUUAUGCUCGAUUUAAAUGCGAUUCCUUACGAGUCGCAGUUAUCAAAGAUCAUUGGUUGUCAAGAGAGUUAGGAGGAGAAAACUUUUCUUGUAUUUGUAAAUUCUCGUUAGGUGAAUUUGAAUGAUCUAUGAAUAUCAAGGGUAUGAAAUGGUGUAAUGUAGUAAAGAAAUUACCAGAUCUGAUAUGUUUGAGAAUGCAUUGUAAGACUUUCAAUGUAAACGUUUUUGGAUUGAUUUAAUCUAAAAAGCUUGGUUAUACAUUUAUAAAAAAUAUAAUGAAUUUCGUUUUCCUUUCACUACCUU